AUGCCGCCGCCGUUUAACUCUGGUACGACGAAGCUCGAUACUCUAUUCAGCGUGGGCGAGGAGCGCACGGUCGUACUCGCUAUAGACACUUGCAAGUCGUGCCUUACCGCGUUCGACUCCCUUGCCGCCUCCUGCCACAAAACGCAAUCAUUCCUCCCCGCAAAUCUCGCCGCUUCUGAAGAAUUCCAGCUGAAAUCCACGGACCGCCUUGUGGUGGUGUUCCACCACGCGAACCACACUCCCAUUAGCAUCAUGACACACCUCCCGCGUCACCAGCUGUGGCGGCCGCAGCUAAACCCUUCAAACGUGGUGCGGCAGAUGCAGGAGGCGGGGCGCGCGGACGCGGCGCCGGUGGUUGUGAUGGCGCUGAUGGAGGAGCGGGAGGUGCGGCGCGCGUUGGCGGAGAGGACGGCGUGGGAUCGGCGCACCAAGCGCGCGGUCAUGCGCAUGGCGGCUGUUGCGCGCGUGUGCAAGGUGAGGGAGGAGGGGGAAGGUGGAUUUGGUAGGGAAUGCAAGCUAUCCCCUCACAUCGUCCACCCCCUUGACGCACCGUCGCCCUCGCAUCCCCCGUUUCCCCGUCGCCCUUGCCCUCCCGACGCCCUUACCCCGGUCCCCUCUCGUCGAUUUCUUGUCAACGUCGUGGGGCCACAUUCCGAUGCUUCGUACACCACUCCGCGCUCCUCUCGCCUCACGGCGCGCGCUCCUCUCGCCUCCCCGCGCGCGCUCCUCUCGCCUCCCCGCGCGCGCUCCUCUCGCCUCCCCGCGCGCGCUCCUCACGCCUCCCCGCGCGCGCUUCUCUCGCCUCCCCGCGCGCGCUCCUCUCGCCUCCCCGCGCGCGCUCCUUUCGCCUCCAGCGCCGCAUCUUCCCGCCUCCCCGCGCGCGCUUUUCUUGCCUCCCCGCGCGGCCUCCUCUCACCAUCGCCAGCCGCGCGCUUCACUUGCCUCCCCGCGCGGCCUCCUCUCACCUCCCCGCGCAUCCUCCUCUCGCCGCCUCACGCGUGCUUCUCUCGCCUCCCCGCGCGAACUCCUCUCGCCUCCCCUCGUGUGCACCUCUCACCCCCCCUCUACCGCCCCUCUUGCCUCCCCGUGCAACCUCCUCUCACCUCCCUGCGCGUGCUCCACUCGCCUCCCCUCGCGUGGUCCUCUCACCUCACCUUGUGUGCUCCUCUCGCCCCCCCACGCGUGCUCCUCUCUCCUCAUCUUGCGUGCUCCUCUCGCCUCCCCACGCGUGCCCCUCUAAGAUGCGUGAGGGGCUUCACCUCCCGUCUCCUCACUUCCUCUCUUCGUCUCGCGACAGCCUCUGUUCGCGUCGCUGAUCGCAAAUAUUGCCCUUGGCCCCUGCUCACGCUCUUGCAACGGCUGUGCUUCCGCAUCCCCUCUGCACGCCCUCUUUCCUCCUCUUCCACGCCCUCAUUUCCCACCCUGCUUGCCCACGUUUCCCCACCUUGCAGUCCCUCACAAGCCCUCGGUGGGGUGCUCCUCUCUCCUCACCUCCCGUGGUCCACUCUGACAGGGCAUGGUGCUCCUCUCCUCUCGCCUCCCGUGCUCCACUCUGGAAUGUGGGACGCUCCUCUCUCCUCACCUCCCGUGCUCCCCUCUGACAGGGGGGUGCUCCUCUCUCCUCACCUCCCGUGCUCCCCCCUGACAGGUGGGGUGCUCCUCUCUCCUCACCUCCCGUGCUCCCCUCUGACAGGUGGGGUGGUCCUCUCUCCUCGCCUCCCGUGCCCCACUCUGACAGGGCAGGGUGCUUCCGGACCUGUUGUUUAG
This is a messenger RNA of Closterium sp. NIES-65, 1767 nucleotides long. Lineage: Eukaryota; Viridiplantae; Streptophyta; Zygnematophyceae; Desmidiales; Closteriaceae. The record is from the annotation of a GenBank genome assembly.